Messenger RNA from Micropterus dolomieu (smallmouth bass), 4499 nucleotides. RefSeq names its product prenyl (decaprenyl) diphosphate synthase, subunit 2 (gene pdss2). The transcript is spliced from 8 exons. Gene Ontology annotation, molecular function: prenyltransferase activity. Gene Ontology annotation, cellular component: transferase complex; mitochondrion. Gene Ontology annotation, biological process: isoprenoid biosynthetic process; ubiquinone biosynthetic process. Bases 218 to 1372 code for a protein of 384 amino acids. The record is from RefSeq and is a predicted model, not a curated record. Lineage: Eukaryota; Metazoa; Chordata; Actinopteri; Centrarchiformes; Centrarchidae.
CGCAGUGUCAGGUCGUGUGUUGUGAAACACAGUUAGUUAUUCUCACAGUCACAGUAUGUGAAAUCUGUUUGGAUAUAAAAUUAGGCGUUUUUAUAAAUAAUAUAAAUGCGGUACUAUUUACGAACAUGUCACAACGUUAGCGGUUGAAUCUGGUGAUGAAGUUUAACGUUACCUGAAUGGCAUUUUAAGCAACUGUCUCAAACCAGAAAAAGGGAAAAUGCUUCCAGCUACAUGGUCACGACUGUCCUGCAAGGCUUUGCCCAGCCGAGGACACAGGACACUGAGUCUGUUCUCGAGCUCAGGACCUUCACACUGGAGUAAAGUGGUCUCCGACGCAGAGAAGAUCGUCGGAUAUCCUACCUCCUUCAUGAGUCUUCGCUGCCUGCUCAGUGAUGAACUCAGUAAUGUUGCCAUGCAUGUCAGGAAGCUGGUCGGGACCCAACACCCUUUACUCAACACUGCAAGGGGGUUUGUUUACGACAGCAGGAACAACCUUCAGAUGAGGGGACUGAUCGUACUACUUCUGUCGAAAGCCGCCGGGCCGAGCCACGCAGCCUCUGACCUCCUGGCUCAGGACAUGGUCAGCGGCAUCUACCCCAGCCAGCGGAACUUGGCAGAAAUCACUGAGUUGAUCCACACAGCGUUCCUGGUUCAUCGUGGGAUCGUCAAUCUGAAGGAGUGGACAGUUUCAGAUGGCCCGCUGAAGGACAUGCAGUUUGGGAAUAAGAUGGCUGUCCUGAGCGGCGACUUCCUGUUAGCGAAUGCUUGUACCGGACUUGCCCAACUAAAUAACACCAAGGUUGUUGAACUGAUCUCAAGUGCCAUCGGUGAUUUAGUUCAAGGAAUAUACUGUGAGAAUUCCAACAAUACUGAGGAGAAUGGUCUGACCGAUGGCGUCGACGUGGCGACGUGGGAGGAGCAGACGUUCCUGUCCCACGGGGCACUGCUGGCCAAGAGCUGUCAAGCUGCGAUGGAGCUUGCCAAACACGACAAGGAGUCUCAAAGAUUGGCCUACAAGUACGGCAAGCACCUAUCACUGGGCCAUAAGCUGAACUCUGACCUGCAGCCGUUUGUGAAGAGCAGCGUGGGAGAGCCGGUGUCGUUCAGUUUGAGCGCUGCCCCGGUGGUUUUCCACCGUCAGAUCGUUGGCCAGGAGAGAUGGCAUCAGCAGCUGCAGCAGGUAAAAACACUGAGAAACCAACUAGAUUACUCCCAGCUUUUGGCAGCAGUUAAGUCGGAGAAUGGCGUCAGCUCAGCGGUGGACUUAUGCUGUUACCAUGGCAACAAGGCUCUGGAGGCCAUUCAGGCUUUCCCCUCCUCCGAGGCUCGAUCCGCCUUGGAGAACAUCGCCUCCACCAUCACCAAAUUUUGACCUGAUCUCACACACACACACUCCUUCUUCUAAAUGCCUGGAGUAUCUUUGUCAACAAGGACAAGAACCACUGAACAGCUGACACUAGGUGCUACCUCGUGUCUGGAGGAACUGUUCUGAUCUGUUGUGGAUGUCAGUGCUUCAGAAUUGAAAAGGCUAUAUCCAUAAAUGGUCAUCAUUGAAAAAGGAAUAAAAACACAUUACUUCAGCAUCAUGUCAUGUGUUGUGUUGCCCCUAAUACAUACCCUUCCAGUCCUGUGUGGAGAAAAUAUCACGCCAAGCUGCAUUUUAAAACCUGGCAGUUUAUUGUUACCUUGCUUAUCAGCUAAGGCACAUACCAGGCAGAACGGAAUUUAAGAUGUUUUGAGGAAUUGCUAUUGUCAUCUGGAAAAUGUGCCAUGAACAGAAAAUGAUGCACCAAGCAGCACUUAUUCUAACAAAAUUAAAAUUUUUAAAAAUCGGUUCACCCUGCUCGUUACUGCCGAUGAUGCUGAAAUCAUAGCUGCUGGAUGUAGUGGGUGUUUGCCAAAUUGAAGAGCAACUCCAAACCAGUUGUUAAAAUGUCUCAAAGUCAUGUUCUAGCAGGUAUGUGCCGCUGCUGAUAAGCACAGCUGCAAAAAAUAUGCUUUUUUUAUGGUGUUUGGCGAGAUAUCCUCUCCACAGAGGGGGGGGAAUGGCAAGAAUCAGGAGUAAUGUCAUCUAUGUUGCCUUAUUAUGUCUGUCCCCAUGCCUGUGCAUGUGAUCCAAGUCAACCCUGGGGUGGGGAAAGGUCACACAGCCUCUCCCCUUGGCCCAGCCAGCGAGCGCAUUGAAGCUCAGCCAAGCAGUAAUUAUUAAUGAAGAGACCUGAGCAAAUGGACAGGAAAUGCAGAGGUAUUGAUUGGGCCGGCUGCCCUGCUCCAAGCUGUACAGGCUGGCGCCAGCCUGGUGGCCUGUGGUUUCCCAGGCUGCUGUCUGCAGAGGGGGGGACAGCCAAGGUGUGAAACCAGGCCACUGCUGGCAGCUGUCUGUCACAUCCAGGCCACACCUGAAGGACAGAGCACAGGAGACAGGACGAGGGUACACAGUCAACAUAGAGGAUUCUGUGUAAUCUGACAGAACAGCAGCACACAUUGGUAUCACAUGACAACAUGUCUUUGAGACUUCAAAAUUUGCAUGAAGAAGGAGUCCUCUGCUCGAACUGCCCAUCUGCAAGUAAUGGUUAAAUAUAUGAAUUACAAAAAGAGAGAUGCCUGAAGAAGAAGUUUCAUUUUAGGGUGCUGUCACCUACUUUAAAUGACAGGAAACCCACGCCGAACAUAACCUAAAUGGUGAAACACAACCACUUCAUGUUGCCAGCAAUGUGCGUCCGUCUGUUGGACCACCACUUUGGUCCAGACUGAAAUAUUUCAUUCACUGAUCCCAGAGGAUGCAUCCUACUGACUUUGGUGACCCCCCCGCACUACCAUGAGGUUGACAUUUGUGGUUUUGAGUAAAAUGUCUCAACAGCUGUCAGAUGGAUUGCCAUGAAAUUAAGUACCGACAUUCAUGUCCCACUCAGGACAAAUCAUAUUAACAACCGCGAUGCCCUAACUUUUCAUCUAGCGCCAUCGUUCGGUCAAAUGUUUUCAUUUGUCCAACACAACCCAACUUUGUAGUUUAAGUUGCAUUUAAGUUUCACCACUUAAAGCUAAUUUUGGUCCCUUCUUGUCUGUAAAACAAUGAUUCAUAGAUUGAAAAAUGUUAGCUUAUUAGGUUAAGAAAAGCAUUCAAAUAUUACCCGCUGCUAUUCACUGGGACUAUUGCUCUUGUUUACAGUCAAUGAUAAUUAUCUGAUCAGAUACCUCAAUUAGUACCAUCAUACCAUGUGAGGCAGAGCAGUAGUGGUGGAGAAAGUACGAUGAGGGCGAAAAGUGGAUGAGGAAGAAACAGAAGGGUGAAUGAGGGGGAGGGGAGAAUAUAAAAGAAGAAGGUGGGGCUGAAGUGCAAGAGAUGGCAAUGUGGAGUGAAGUAUUUCGAAAACAAGCUCCUGUCUGUUGCUCGGUUGUAUGUCCACUUCCUCUACAGUUUUGGUUUCCGCUGUUUAGGCUUCCUGGGUACAGUGAGGUACGGCAUGUGCCAGGGAAAGCCUCAGGCUCUUCAUGAAAUAUUUAUCCUUGCCGUGAGGAGACAUGAGGAAAGUUACAUGGAAAGUUAAAAGGACCAAACAAGGAAGGAGGCUGGGGCACUGCCAGAAUGACAAAUAUAGUUACUGAACAGAACUUUUUCAGAAGAUGAGGUCUGGCCUAAGCAAUGAAGCUCUUGCAUAGACACUCCCAGUAGAAAUCACCUGGGCACUGCAGAACAGGAUUUGAUGGGAUGAGUUUUUUUGUUUUCAUCUUCAAAAGGAAAACAGAGUUCGUCCAGCUAAAUGUUUAAUGUAGAACAGAAAUUGUAGCCUUUUUUCUUCCCUGACAACAUUGUUACUGCCAGCAUUAAUCUUUUUGAUAUCUCCUGCGUAGUCCAAAUGAAGAGCAGAACGAAGGUGGAGAGAAAUUUGUCAGCUUUAUGUCCUGCACAGCAGAAACCUGACUCCUGUGUUUGCUUCCAGUUUGAGAGACUUGGGUAUCAUGAAAGCAAGAGUUGGCAAGACUAUAAGUUUACAUGCAAAACAUGAAGUGGGUAACAGCGGCCUUAGUGUGCCCGGCCCAGACGAUGAGUGGUGUAAUUACAGCAGGGUCCAGUGGAGAGAGUCGGUCAGCACAGAUUCCAUUACACACUCGCACAUGCUGCACAUACACCCACACUUCCAAACACCUCUGUUGGUCCCGGGGACAGAGCGACUGUCAGCUUGUGAGUUUAACAGAAACGAUAGUGUUCUUGGAACUUGGGAAUGUUUUAUAUAACUUUUUUUUUACUUUUUUGUUGCCAAGUUGUAAACUUCACACUGGAAUGAUUAUUAGAAAAACCCUUCAUUAAUCACACUUAUAAACACGUGCAUACAUUUAUUAACAGAAAGUGUGAAACUUUAAUGGAUUGCCAACAUUUAGAACUGCCAUAAUUACGAAACAGAGGAUAAUGCCUGUCAAAGGAUUUUUAACAUCUUGCCCACUUGUUCUUAAGGACUUCUGAUUUAUUAAUCAUUAAUAAAGCCUUUAGUUACUACUUA